Molecule: messenger RNA, 5785 nt
Organism: Pleuronectes platessa (European plaice)
Lineage: Eukaryota; Metazoa; Chordata; Actinopteri; Pleuronectiformes; Pleuronectidae
Product: triple functional domain protein
Exons: 40
Coding region: 35-5785 (1916 amino acids)
Cellular component (GO): cytoplasm
Molecular function (GO): guanyl-nucleotide exchange factor activity; protein binding
Source: RefSeq, a predicted model, not a curated record
UCCCCCUCUUCUUCCGUGCACGCCACCCGCAGCCAUGAGCGCAGGAGAGGGGCUGGAUGAGGCUGCGAAGGACGCGGCAGACAUAGCGGCGUUUUUCAAAUCCGAUUGCUCUCUUCCAAAAUGUGAUUCCAAGCUGGAUGGCCCAGGUCCAACCUCAGGGUUUCAUCGCAAUGAGGAUAUGAAGGCCAUUGAUGUGCUUCCCAGCCUCAAGGAGAAGGUCGCCUUUCUCUCAGGCGGCAGAGACAGACGUGGAGGUCCCGUUCUCACCUUUCCAGCACGGAGCAACCAUGACAGAAUACGACCUGAAGACCUGCGCAGGCUCAUAGCCUACCUGGCUACUAUUCCCAGCGAGGAGGUGGCCCGACAUGGCUUCACAGUUAUCGUGGACAUGCGUGGUUCUAAGUGGGACAGCAUCAAGCCCCUGCUGAAGAUCCUGCAGGAGUCUUUCCCUUCUUGCAUCCACGUCGCCCUCAUCAUCAAGCCCGACAACUUCUGGCAGAAGCAGAGGACCAACUUUGGCAGCUCCAAGUUUGAAUUUGAGACGGUGAUGGUCUCCUUAGAGGGUUUAACCAAGAUCGUGGAUCCAUCCCAGCUGACAGCCGACUUCGAGGGCAGCCUAGAUUACAACCAUGACGACUGGAUCGAGGUGCGGCUGUCGUUUGAGACCUUUGCCAGCGAUGCCACGCGGGCUCUGGCGCGCCUGGAGGAGCUGCAGGACACCCUGUCCCAGCGCGAUCUCCCCCGGGACCUGGAGGGGGCGCGGAGGCUCAUGGAAGAUCACGCCGGGCUGAAGAAAAGGGCCACCAAGGCGUCCGUGGAGGAGCUGGACACGCAGGGACGACGGCUGCUUCAAAGGCUGAACUUACAAACUGCGGGAGGUGGUGGUGGCGGUGACAGCGGGUACGGUAACCGGGCCGUCGGAGCCAGCGGAGACUCCAACGACCACCACCACGGUUUCCACGCAGACGCACACAACCUGGUGGCGAAAGUGACGGGUCUGUUGGACAAGUUGCACGGGACGCGGCAGAAUCUGCAGCAGCUGUGGCACAUGAGGAAGCUGAAGCUGGACCAGUGUUUCCAACUGAGGCUGUUUGAACAGGACGCUGAGAAGAUGUUCGACUGGAUCAUGCACAACAAGGGGCUUUUCCUCACCAGUUACACAGAGAUCGGAGGAAACCACCAGCACGCCGUCGAGCUGCAGACCCAGCACAACCACUUCGCUAUGAACUGCAUGAACGUGUAUGUGAACAUCAAUCGGAUCAUGUCAGUGGGGAACCGGCUCCUGGAGUCGGGCCACUACGCCUCGCAGCAGAUCCAGCAGAUCUCAGGCCAGCUGGAGCAGGAGUGGAAAGCCUUCGCCGCAGCGCUGGAUGAACGCAGCACCCUGCUGGAGAUGUCCGCCAGCUUCCACCAGAAGGCAGACCAGUACAUGAGUAAAGUGGAGCCGUGGGGUAAAGCGUGUGGUGAAGGAGAGCUGCCGUCUGAGCUCCAAGAUCUGGAAGACACAAUCCACCAUCACCAGGGAUUAUACGAGCACAUUACCACUGCGUACUCUGAGGUAAGCCAGGACGGCAAGUCUCUACUCGACAAACUGCAACGACCUCUGACCCCGGGAAGUGCAGAUACGUUAAUGUCAUCAGCCAACUACUCCAAGGCCGUCCACCAUGUCCUGGACAUCAUCCACGAAGUGCUGCAUCACCAGAGGCAGCUGGAAAACAUCUGGCAGCAUCGCAAAGUUCGCCUGCACCAGCGCCUGCAGCUGUGUGUCUUUCAGCAGGAUGUGCAGCAGGUGCUGGACUGGAUAGAAAACCAUGGCGAGGCCUUCCUCAGUAAACACACGGGUGUUGGGAAGUCUCUGCACAGAGCCAGAGCUCUGCAGAAGAGACACGAGGACUUUGAGGAGGUCGCACAGAAUACCUACACCAAUGCUGACAAGUUGCUGGAGGCAGCGGAGCAGCUCGCCCAGACCGGAGAGUGUGACCCGGAGGAGAUUUACCAGGCUGCUCACCAGCUCGAAGAUCGCAUCCAGGACUUUGUGCGACGCGUCGAGCAGCGAAAAGUCCUACUGGACAUGUCUGUUGCCUUCCACACUCACGUCAAAGAGCUGUGGACGUGGCUGGAGGAGCUUCAGAAGGAGCUGCUGGAUGAUGUGUACGCGGAGGCGGUGGAGGCGGUGCAGGAGCUGAUCAAGCGUUUUGGCCAGCAGCAGCAGACCACCCUACAGGCUACUGUCAAUGUCAUCAAGGAGGGAGAGGACCUCAUACAACAGCUCAGAGACUCGGCCAUCUCGAGCAACAAGACUCCCCACAACAGCUCAAUGGCGCACAUCGAGAGCGUGCUGCAGCAGCUGGACGAGGCCCAGGGCCAGAUGGAGGAGCUGUUCCAGGAAAGGAAGAUCAAACUGGAGCUCUUCCUCCAGCUCCGCAUCUUUGAGAGGGACGCGAUCGACAUCAUCUCAGACCUGGAGUCAUGGAACGAGGAGCUGUCGCAGCAGAUGAGUGACUUCGACACGGAGGACCUGUCGCUGGCCGAGCAGAGGCUGCAGCAUCAUGCAGACAAGGCGCUCACCAUGAACAACCUCACCUUCGACGUCAUCCACCAGGGACAAGAGCUGCUGCAGUACGUCACCGAGGUCCAGGCAUCUGGUGUGGAGCUGUUAUGCGACAGAGAUGUGGACAUGGCCACGCGGGUCCAGGACCUGCUCGAGUUCCUCCACGAGAAGCAGCAGGAGCUGGACCUGGCCGCGGAGCAGCACCGGAGGCACCUGGAGCAGUGCGUCCAGCUGCGGCAUCUACAGGCCGAAGUCAAACAGGUGCUGGGUUGGAUCCGUAAUGGAGAGUCCAUGCUGAAUGCCGGCCUGAUCACCGCCAGUUCGUUGCAAGAAGCCGAGCAGCUGCAAAAGGAACACGAACAAUUCCAACAUGCAAUAGAGAAAACCCAUCAGAGUGCACUGCAGGUCCAGCAGAAGGCUGAGGCCUUACUUCAGGCCAACCACUACGAUAUGGAUAUGAUCAGAGACUGUGCAGAAAAGGUGGCAGAUCAUUGGCAGCAGCUGAUGCUGAAGAUGGAGGACAGACUCAAGCUGGUCAAUGCGUCAGUGGCCUUCUACAAGACCUCUGAGCAGGUGUGCAGUGUCCUGGAGAGCCUUGAGCAGGAGUACAAGAGGGAAGAAGACUGGUGCGGUGGUGCUGAUAAACUGGGGCCCAACAGCGACUCUGACCACGUCACUCCCAUGAUCAGCAAACAUCUGGAGCAGAAGGAGGCCUUCCUCAAGGCCUGUACAUUAGCCAGGCGUAACGCUGAUGUCUUCCUGAAGUACCUGCACAGAAACGGUGUCAACAUGCCCGGCAUGUUGUCCCACGUCAAAGCUCCAGAGACUCAGGUUAAGAAUAUCUUGAAUGAGUUGCUGCAGAGAGAGAACAGAGUGCUGCACUUCUGGACCAUGAGGAAGCGGAGACUGGACCAGUGUCAGCAAUAUGUGGUGUUUGAACGCAGCGCCAAACAGGCCCUGGAGUGGAUCCACGACACUGGGGAGUUUUACCUGUCCACACACAUGUCCACUGGCUCCAGUAUUCACCACACACAGGAACUGCUGAAGGAGCACGAAGACUUCCAGAUCACAGCAAAGCAAACCAAAGAGAGGGUGAAGCUGUUGAUCCAGCUGGCCGAUGGGUUUUGUGACAAGGGCCACUCCCAUGCCCUGGAGAUAAAGAAAUGGGUGUCCUCGGUGGACAAGCGCUACAGGGACUUCUCGCUCCGCAUGGACAAAUACCGAACCUGCCUGGAAUCGGCGCUCGGCAUUUCUUCUGACUCAAACAAGGCUAGUAAAGAGCUGCAGUUGGACAUCAUCCCAGCCAGUGCUCCGGGGUCAGAGGUCAAGUUGAGGGAUGCUGCCCACGAACUCAACGAGGAGAAGAGGAAAUCAGCGCGAAGGAAAGAGUUCAUAAUGGCUGAGCUGAUUCAGACGGAGAAAACCUACGUCAGAGACCUGCGGGAAUGUAUGGAUACAUACCUGUGGGAGAUGACCAGCGGUGUGGAGGAGAUUCCUCCUGGUAUCGUCAACAAAGAACACAUCAUCUUUGGGAACAUGCAGGACCUCUACGAGUUUCACCACAACAUCUUCCUUAAGGAGUUGGAAAAGUAUGAGCAGCUUCCAGAGGAUGUCGGCCAUUGUUUUGUGACUUGGGCUGAUAAGUUCCAGAUGUAUGUGAACUACUGUAAGAACAAGCCUGACUCCACUCAGCUCAUCCUGGAGCACGCCGGACCCUACUUUGAUGAAAUCCAGCAGAGGCAUCGUCUUGCUAACUCCAUCUCCUCUUACCUGAUCAAACCAGUCCAGAGAAUCACUAAGUACCAGCUUCUUCUCAAGGAGCUGCUGACAUGUUGUGAGGAGGGAAAAGGUGAGAUCAAGGAUGGUCUUGAAGUGAUGCUGAGCGUCCCCAAGAGAGCUAAUGAUGCCAUGCACCUCUCGAUGUUGGAUGGCUUUGACGGAAACAUUGACUCCCAGGGGGAGCUGACCCUCCAGGACUCCUUCCAGGUGUGGGAUCCCAAGACUCUUAUUCGUAAAGGUCGCGACCGACACCUCUUCCUGUUCGAGAUGUCCUUGGUUUUUAGCAAAGAGGUCAAGGACUCCAUGGGCCGCAGCAAAUACCUCUUCAAGAGCAAGCUGUUUACGUCGGAGCUCGGCGUGACAGAACACGUUGAGGGAGACCCUUGCAAGUUUGCUCUGUGGGUGGGCAGGACCCCGACCUCAGACAACAAGAUCGUCCUCAAGUGUUCGAGUCUGGAGAACAAGCAGGACUGGAUCAAACACAUCCGGGAGGUGAUCCAGGAGCGAACCGUGCACCUGCGUGGCGCUCUGAAGGAGCCCAUCCACAUCCCUAAAGCCACCACAGCUAAACAUAAAGGCAGACGAGACGGGGAGGACCUGGACAGCCAGGGAGACGCCAGCAGCCAACCAGAUACCAUCUCCAUUGCCUCACGUACAUCACAGAACACGCUGGACAGUGACAAGUUGUCCGGUGGCUGUGAGUUGACCGUGGUGAUCCAUGACUUUGUGGCCAGUAACGCUGGCAGCAGCGGGGAGCUGACGGUGCGCAGGGGCCAGACCGUGGAGGUCCUGGAGCGGCUCCACGACAAGCCGGACUGGUGCCUGGUGAGGACCACCGACCGCUCUCCGGCCCAGGAGGGGAUCGUACCCUGCUCCAUGCUCUGCAUCGCUCACUCCAGGUCCUCCAUGGAGAUGGAGGGACUCUUCAACCACAAAGACACCUUGUCCGUGUCCAGUAACGACGCCCUGCAGCCGGGCUCCAGCCAAACCCUGGGCCCCCACAGCUCGCCAGGGCCCAAGCGUCCCGGGAACACUCUGAGGAAGUGGCUGACCAGCCCCGUGCGGCGGCUCAGCUCCGGCAAGGCCGAUGGCCACGUCAAGAAGCUCGCCCACAAGCACAAGAAGAACCGCGAUGGCACACGGAAGAACAUGGACACGAUCCCCGGCUCGCAGAAGGACUCUGACGACAGCGCAGCCACGCCACAGGACGAGACACUGGAGGACCGCAUGCGUAACGAGGGGCUGAGCAGUGGCACCCUGUCCAAGUCUUCUUCAUCAGGCAUGCAGAGCUGUGGCGAGGAGGAAGGAGAAGAGGGCGCCGACGCCGUCCCUCUACCUCCCCCUAUGGCCAUCCAGCAGCACAGCCUGCUGCAGCCGGACUCCCAGGACGACAAGCAUUACGUUGAUUUCUGUUCUGCUUCUCUUCUUGCCCAGUUUCCCUAUCUCUCCAUGUAA